AUGACCCCAGCUGGAAGCUCGGAGAUGCAGGAGGGCACGAAGAGUAAGAAGACACGGACCCUUCUCCCCAGCCUGCCCCACCCCAAGCAGGAGGUGCCCUACAGACAUCUGUGGAGCAGUAGUCUCCUUGAAGGGGACCCGCUGGGAUCGGGCAGUUAUUGCUGCGGGUGCCAUCUCUGGGGUCAAAGCUGCUCCUUGCUGCACCAGCCACAGCCGCCCCCGCCGCCGCCCCCGCCGCCCCCCGGCCCGGCCGUGGCCGAGGAGCCGCUUCACCGACCAAAGAAAGAACUCUCAGCCACCAAGAAAGACCGUGUGAAUCACUGUCUGACGAUAUGUGAGAACAUAGUGGCACAGUCACUCAGAAAUUCUCCAGAAUUUCAGAAACUUCUGGGCAUCGCUAUGGAACUCUUCCUGCUGUGCAGUGAUGAUGCGGAGUCGGAUGUCAGGAUGGUGGCUGACGAGUGCCUCAACAGAGUCAUAAAAGCGCUGAUGGACUCGAAUCUUCCGCGGUUACAGCUUGAACUCUAUAAGGAAAUCAAAAAGAAUGGCGCUCCCCGGAGCCUGCGUGCUGCCCUGUGGAGGUUUGCGGAGCUGGCUCACCUGGUUCGGCCUCAGAAAUGCAGGCCUUACUUGGUAAACCUUUUGCCUUGCCUGACUCGAAUAAGCAAGAGACCCGAGGAAUCUGUUCAGGAGACCUUGGCUGCAGCUGUACCUAAAAUCAUGGCUUCUUUUGGCAAUUUUGCAAAUGACAAUGAAAUUAAGGUUCUAUUGAAGGCUUUCAUAGCGAAUCUGAAGUCAAGCUCGCCUACCAUUCGGCGUACUGCAGCUGGCUCAGCAGUGACCAUCUGCCAGCACUCCAGAAGGACGCAGUACUUCUAUAGCUGGCUACUGAACGUACUCCUGGGCUUGCUGGUUCCUGUUGAGGACGAACACUCUACCCUCCUGAUUCUCGGAGUGCUGCUCACGUUGAGGUAUUUGGUGCCCUUGCUGCAGCAGCAGGUCAAGGACACGAGCCUGAAAGGCAGCUUUGGGGUGACACGGAAAGAAAUGGAAGUCUGUCCCUCAACUGAGCAGCUCAUCCAGGUUUACGAACUGACCUUGCAUUACACUCAGCACCAAGACCACAACGCCGUGACUGGGGCGCUGGAGCUCCUGCAACAGCUCUUCAGGACGCCCCCUCCCGAGCUCCUGCAGGCCUUGACCGCGCCGGGCGGCGGGCAGCGGAGCGGCGUGCAGUAUGGGCCCGGCGGCCGGAGCCGCAGCGGCAGCAUCGCGGAGCUCCUAGCCGGAGGGGGUUCUUCAUGCAGCCCUGUCCUUUCAAGAAAACAAAAAGGGAAAGUGCUCUUCGGAGACGCAGCAGCCUUGGAGGAUGACUCCGAGUCCAGGUCGGAGGGCAGCAGCCCCGCCUUCGCAGCCUCAGUCAAGGGUGAGAUUGGUGGUGAGCUGGCGGCCUCUUCUGGAGUCUCCACUCCUGGCUCCGCCGGUUCAACUGCCGACUCCGUGGGGCACGACAUCAUCACCGAGCAGCCCCGCUCACAGCACACGCUGCAGCCGGACUCGGUGGAUCUGACCGGCUGUGACUUGGCGAGCGCUGCCACCGACGGGGAUGAGGAGGACAUCCUGAGCCACAGCUCUAGCCAGAUCAGUGCCGUCCCGUCUGACCCAGCCAUGGACCUGAACGAUGGCACCCAGGCCUCCUCCCCAGUCAGUGACAGUUCCCAGACCACCACCGAAGGGCCCGAUUCGGCUGUGACCCCUUCAGACAGUUCUGAAAUCGUGUUAGAUGGGGCCGACAGCCAGUAUUCGGGGUUGCAGAUUGGACAGCCACAGGACGAGGAUGAGGAGGCCGCGGGCGUUCUUCCGGAGGAAGACGUAGAUGCUUUCCGAAACUCCGCAGCUGCCCUUCAGCAAGCACAUUUAUUGAAAAGCAUGGGCCACAGCCGGAGGCCCUCCGACAGCAGUGUGGAUACGUUUGUUUCAAGAGACGAAGCUGCCGAAGCAGGAGAUCAAGAAAACAAGCCUUGCCGGAUCAAAGGUGACAUAGGACAGUCUACCGAUGACGAUUCUGUUCCUCUUGUCCAUUGUGUCCGCCUUCUGUCGGCUUCGUUUUUGCUGACUGGGGAGAAGAAUGUGUUGGUUCCGGACAGGGACGUGAGGGUCAGCGUGAAGGCACUGGCACUGAGCUGUGUGGGAGCCGCUGUGGCCCUUCAUCCUGAGUCUUUCUUCAGCAAACUUUACAAAGUACCUCUUGACUCCGUGGAGUACCCUGAGGAGCCAUAUGUGUCAGACAUCCUGAACUACAUCGAUCAUGGAGACCCCCAGGUCAGAGGAGCCACGGCCGUUCUCUGUGGGACCCUCAUCUCCUCCACCCUGAGCAGGUCCCGCUUCCAAGUGGGAGACUGGAUGGGCACCGUUAGAGCUCUGACAGGAAAUACAUUUUCUCUGGAGGACUGCAUUCCUUUGCUGCGGAAAACUUUGAAGGAUGAAUCUUCUGUCACUUGCAAGUUGGCCUGCACAGCUGUGAGGCACUGUGUCAUGAGUCUGUGCAGCAGUAGCUCCAGUGAACUGGGACUGCAGCUGAUCACCGAUGUACUGAGCCUGAGGGACAGCUCCUACUGGCUGGUGAGGACAGAGCUUUUGGAGACGCUCGCAGAGAUUGACUUUAGGUUGGUGAGCUUUUUGGAGGCAAAAGCAGAAAAUCUACACAGAGGGGCCCAUCAUUACACAGGGCUUUUAAAACUGCAGGACCGAGUGCUCCAUGACGUCGUCAUCUACUUGCUUGGGGACGAAGACCCCAGGGUGCGACACGUUGCCGCAGCUGCACUGAUGAGGCUUGUCCCGAAGCUGUUUUAUAAAUGUGACCAAGGACAGGCCGACCCAGUGGUGGCUGUGGCGAGAGACCAAAGCAGCGUUUACCUGAAACUUCUCAUGCACGAGACUCAGCCCCCAUCUCACUUCUCCGUCAGCACCAUAACCAGAAUAUACAGAGGCUAUAACCUACUGCCAAGCAUGACAGAUGUCACUGUGGAAAAUAACCUCUCGAGAGUCAUUGCGGCAGUUUCCCACGAGCUGGUCACGUCGACCACGCGAGCACUUACGUUCGGAUGCUGCGAGGCUUUGUGUCUUCUUUCCACUGCCUUUCCAGUCUGCGUUUGGAGUUUAGGCUGGCACUGUGGGGCACCCCCGCUGAGCGUGUCCGGUGAGUCCAGGAAGAGCUGUACUGUUGGCAUGGCCACGGUCAUCCUCACCUUGCUCUCGUCAGCUUGGUUCCCGCUGGACCUCGCAGCGCACCAGGAUGCACUGGUGCUGGCCGGAAACCUGCUCGCAGCCAGUGCCCCCAGAUCUCUGAGAAGUUCGUGGACCUCUGAGGAAGAGGCCAACCCAGCAGCCGCCAAGCAGGAAGAGGUCUGGCCGGCUCUGGGUGACCGGACCCUGGUGCCCAUGGUGGAGCAGCUCUUCUCCCACCUGCUGAAGGUGAUUAAUAUCUGUGCACACGUGCUGGACGAUGUGGCUCCUGGACCGGCAAUAAAGGCAGCCUUGCCGUCCCUAACAAACCCUCCUUCUCUAAGUCCGAUCCGCCGGAAGGGAAAGGAGAAAGAGCCGGGAGAGCAGGCCUCUGCGCCCUUGAGCCCCAAGAAAGGCAGCGAAGCCAGUCCAGCCUCUCGACAAUCCGACACCUCAGGGCCUGUUACAGCAAAUAAGUCCUCAUCACUGGGGAGUUUCUACCACCUUCCUUCAUACCUCAAAUUGCACGAUGUCCUGAAAGCUACUCACGCUAACUAUAAGGUUACCUUGGACCUUCAGAACAGUGCUGAAAAGUUUGGGGGCUUUCUGCGUUCUGCCUUGGAUGUGCUCUCUCAGAUCCUAGAAUUGGCAACACUGCAGGACAUCGGGAAGUGUGUCGAGGAGAUCCUAGGCUACCUGAAAUCCUGUUUCAGUCGAGAACCGAUGAUGGCAACUGUUUGUGUUCAGCAGUUGCUGAAGACUCUCUUUGGGACAAACUUGGCCUCCCAGUUUGAUGGCUUGUCUUCCAACCCCAGCAAGUCCCAGGGCCGAGCGCAGCGUCUGGGCUCCUCCAGCGUGAGGCCGGGCUUGUACCACUACUGCUUCAUGGCUCCCUACACCCACUUCACCCAGGCCUUAGCCGACGCCAGCCUGAGGAACAUGGUGCAGGCAGAGCAGGACCACGACGCCUCAGGGUGGUUUGACGUGCUUCAGAAAGUGUCUACCCAGUUGAAGACGAACCUCACCAGCACCACUAAGAACCGCGCAGAUAAGAAUGCUAUUCACAAUCACAUUCGUUUGUUCGAGCCUCUGGUUAUAAAAGCUUUAAAGCAGUACACAACCACAACGUCUGUGCAGCUACAGAGGCAGGUCUUAGAUUUGCUGGCACAGCUGGUUCAGUUACGGGUCAAUUACUGUCUUCUGGAUUCAGAUCAGGUGUUUAUUGGAUUUGUGCUGAAGCAGUUCGAAUACAUUGAAGUAGGCCAGUUCAGGGAAUCAGAGGCAAUUAUUCCAAACAUCUUUUUCUUCCUGGUAUUACUGUCUUACGAGCGCUAUCAUUCAAAACAGAUCAUUGGAAUCCCUAAAAUCAUUCAGCUCUGUGACGGCAUCAUGGCCAGCGGGAGGAAGGCUGUGACACAUGCCAUACCGGCUCUACAGCCGAUAGUCCAUGACCUGUUCGUACUGAGAGGAGCCAAUAAAGCUGAUGCAGGAAAAGAGCUUGAAACCCAGAAAGAAGUGGUGGUGUCCAUGCUGCUGAGACUCAUCCAGUACCAUCAGGUGCUGGAGAUGUUCAUCCUGGUCCUGCAGCAAUGCCACAAGGAGAGCGAGGACAAGUGGAAGCGGCUGUCCCGGCAGAUCGCCGACGUCAUCCUCCCGAUGUUGGCCAAGCAGCAGAUGCACAUUGAUUCUCACGAGGCCCUUGGCGUGUUAAAUACUUUAUUUGAGAUUCUGGCCCCUUCCUCCCUCCGUCCCGUGGACAUGCUUUUACGGAGUAUGUUCGUCACUCCGGACACAAUGGCACCUGUGAGCACUGUUCAGCUGUGGAUAUCAGGAAUCCUAGCCAUUUUGAGGGUUCUCAUUUCCCAGUCAACUGAAGACAUUGUUCUUUCUCGUAUUCAGGAGCUCUCUUUCUCUCCAUAUUUAAUCUCCUGUCCGAUAAUUAAUAGGCUAAGAGAGGGGGACAGUACUUCGACACCAGAAGAACACAGUGAAGGGAGACAAAUGAAGAGCUUGCCGGAAGAAACAUUUUCAAGAUUUCUACUACAGCUAGUUGGCAUUCUUUUGGAGGAUAUUGUUACAAAGCAGCUCAAAGUGGAAAUGAGUGAACAGCAACACACUUUCUACUGCCAAGAACUGGGCACUCUGCUGAUGUGUCUCAUCCACAUCUUCAAGUCUGGAAUGUUCCGUAGGAUCACAGCAGCCGCCUCCAGACUCCUCACGGUGGACAGCAGCGACAGCAGCUUCUACGGCCUGGACAGGCUGAACGCGCAGGUGCGCGCCAUGGUGCCCACGCAUCCGGCGCUCGUGCUGCUCUGGUGCCAGAUCCUGCUGCUCGUCAGCCACACCGACCACCGCUGGUGGGCAGAGGUGCAGCAGACCCCCAGGAGACGUAGUCUGUCCAGUACGAAGUCACUCGGCCCCCAGAUGUCCGGAGAGGAGGGGGACUCCGACGCGGCCAGUAAACCCGGAAUGUGCAACAGAGAAAUAGUGCGGCGGGGAGCUCUCAUUCUCUUCUGCGAUUAUGUCUGUCAGAACCUACACGAUUCAGAGCACUUAACGUGGCUCAUCGUGAAUCAUAUUCAGGACCUGAUCAGUCUGUCCCAUGAGCCUCCCGUGCAGGAUUUCAUUAGUGCUGUUCACCGGAACUCCGCCGCCAGUGGCCUCUUCAUCCAGGCAAUUCAGUCUCGUUGUGAGAACCUUUCAGCCCCCACCACCCUGAAGAAGACGCUUCAGUGCUUGGAAGGGAUCCACCUCAGCCAGUCAGGCGCCGUGUUAACACUGUAUGUGGACAAGCUUUUGUGCACCCCGUUCCGAGUGCUGGCUCGCAUGGUCGACACCCUUGCCUGUCGCCGCGUGGAAAUGCUUUUGGCCGCAAAUUUGCAGAGCAGCAUGGCCCAGUUGCCGGUGGAGGAACUAACCAGAAUCCAGGAAUACCUUCAGAGCAGCGGGCUGGCUCAGAGACACCAGAGGCUGUACUCCCUGCUGGACAGGCUUCGUCUUGCUACCGCACCGGGCUCCCGUGGCCCUUCUCCUCCAGUCACGUCCCACCCGCUGGACGGGGAUGGGCCCCUGGCACUGGAGACAGUCAUUCCAGACAAAGACUGGUACCUACGUCUAGUCAAAUCCCAGUGCUGGACUAGGUCAGAUUCUGCGCUGCUGGAAGGGGCAGAACUGGUGAAUCGGAUUCCUCCCAGUGACAUGAGCACGUUCAUGAUGAACUCGGAAUUCAACUUAAGCCUGUUGGCGCCGUGCCUGGGCCUUGGCAUGCGCGAAGUCUCCGGAGGCCAGAGGAGUCCACUUUUCGAAGCAGCUCGCCUGGCGACUCUGGACCGUGUGACCGGCCUGGUGCAGCAGCUCCCUGCCGCCCACCACGUUUUCCAGCCGUUCCUGCCCGCAGAGCCCACCGCCUACUGGAACAAGUUGAAUGAUCUAUUUGGGGAUGCUGUGUUGUAUCGCUCCUUGACCACUCUGGCCCGGGCUCUGGCCCAGUACCUGCUGGUAUUCUCCAAACUGCCCGGCCACUUGCACCUUCCUCCUGAGAAGGAGAGGGACACGGUGAAGUUUGUGGUCAUGACCCUCGAGGCCCUGUCGUGGCAUUUGAUCCAUGAGCAGAUCCCGCUGAGUCUGGACCUUCAGGCGGGCCUGGACUGCUGUUGCCUGGCCCUGCAGCUGCCCAGCGUCUGGAGUGCACUCUCCUCCCCAGAGAUGGUGACCCACGCCUGUUCUCUCAUCCACUGUGUCCGCUUCAUCCUGGAAGCCAUUGUGGUGCAGCCUGGGGACCAGCUUCUUAGUCCAGACCGAAGGAUGAACACCCCAAAGGCUGCCAGAGAGGACGAAGUAGAUUCAAACACACAAAACCCGGCCUAUAUUACCGCAGCCUGUGGGAUGGUGGCAGAAAUGGUGGAGGCUUUGCCGUCGGUGUUGGCCUUGGGCCAUAAAAGGAAUAGCAGCACCCCAGCGUUUCUCACAUCGGUGCUCAGGAACAUCAUCAUCAGCCUGGCUCGCUUACCCCUCGUCAACAGCUACACGCGCGUCCCCCCCCUGGUUUGGAAACUUGGAUGGUCACCCAAACCGGGAGGGGAUUUUGGUACAGCGUUUCCUGAGAUCCCAGUGGAGUUCCUCCAGGAGAAGGAGGUCUUUAAAGAGUUCAUCUAUCGCAUCAACACUCUAGGGUGGACCAGCCGCACCCAGUUUGAGGAAACGUGGGCCACCCUCCUCGGUGUCCUGGUGACUCAGCCCCUCGUGAUGGAGCAGGAGGAGAGCCCGCCGGAAGAAGACACGGAGAGGACCCAGAUCAACGUCCUGGCCGUGCAGGCCAUCACCUCACUGGUGCUGAGUGCGAUGACUGUGCCCGUGGCCGGCAACCCGGCCGUGAGCUGCCUGGAGCAGCAGCCCCGGAACAAGCCCCUGAAAGCUCUCGACACCAGGUUUGGGAGGAAGCUGAGCAUUAUCAGAGGAAUUGUGGAGCAAGAAAUCCAAGCAAUGGUUUCGAAGAGAGAGAACGUCGCCACCCAUCACUUGUACCAAGCGUGGGACCCCGUCCCUUCUCUCUCUCCAGCCACUACAGGUGCCCUCAUUGGCCACGACAAGCUUCUGCUGCAGAUCAACCCUGAGCGGGAGCUGGGGAACAUGAGCUACAAGCUCGGCCAGGUGUCCAUUCACUCCGUGUGGCUGGGGAACAGCAUCACGCCCCUGAGAGAGGAAGAGUGGGAGGAGGAGGAGGAGGAGGAGGCCGACGUCCCCACGUCUGCAUCACCACCCACAUCGCCGGUCAACUCCAGGAAGCACCGGGCUGGAGUCGACAUCCAUUCCUGUUCCCAGUUUUUGCUUGAAUUGUAUAGUCGCUGGAUCCUGCCGUCAGGGUCAGCCAGAAGGACCCCCAUCAUCCUGAUCAGCGAAGUGGUCCGAUCUCUCCUAGUGGUCUCAGACUUGUUCACUGAGCGCACCCAGUUUGAGAUGAUGUAUCUGACGCUGACCGAGCUGAGGAGGGCGCACCCUGCAGAAGACGAGAUUCUCAUUCAGUACCUGGUCCCUGCCACCUGCAAGGCGGCUGCCGUCCUCGGAAUGGACAAGGCCGUGGCCGAGCCCGUCAGCCGGCUGCUGGAGAGCACACUGAGGAGCAACCACCUGCCCAGCAGGGUCGGGGCCCUGCAUGGCGCCCUCUACGUGCUGGAGUGUGACCUCCUGGAUGAGACAGCGAAGCAGCUUGUCCCUGUCAUCAGCGACUACCUCCUGUCCAACCUCAAAGGGGCAGCCCACUGCGUGAAUGUUCAUAGCCAACAGCACGUGCUGGUGAUGUGUGCCACCGCCUUCUACCUGAUUGAGAACUAUCCCCUGGACGUAGGCCCAGAAUUCUCUGCGUCGGUAAUUCAGAUGUGUGGGGUGAUGCUGUCCGGGAGUGAGGAGUCCACUCCGUCCAUCAUUUACCACUGCGUCCUGCGGGGCCUGGAGCGUCUUCUGCUCUCCGAACAGCUGUGCCGGCUGGAUGCUGAGUCCCUGGUCAAGCUGAGUGUGGACAGAGUGAACGUGCACAGCCCGCACCGGGCCAUGGCUGCCCUGGGCCUGAUGCUCACCUGCAUGUACACAGGGAAGGAGAAAAUCAGCCCAGGCAGAACCUCAGACCCCAGCCCCGCCGCCCCAGACAGCGAGUCCGUGAUCGUGGCUAUGGAGCGUGUGUCCGUUCUUUUCGACAGGGUCAGGAAAGGAUUCCCCUGUGAAGCCAGAGUGGUGGCACGGAUCCUUCCUCAGUUUUUAGAUGACUUCUUCCCACCCCAGGAUGUCAUGAACAAAGUCAUUGGGGAAUUUCUGUCCAACCAGCAGCCAUACCCACAGUUCAUGGCCACCGUUGUGUACAAGGUUUUCCAGACCCUGCACAGCAGUGGGCAGUCGUCCAUGGUCCGGGACUGGGUCAUGCUGUCCCUCUCCAACUUCACCCAGAGGAGCCCGGUGGCCAUGGCUGUGUGGAGCCUCUCCUGCUUCUUCGUCAGUGCUUCCACUAGCCCCUGGGUCUCCGCCGUCCUUCCCCACGUCAUCAGCAGGAUGGGCAAGCUGGAGCGAGUGGACGUUAACCUCUUCUGCCUGGUGGCCACAGACUUUUACAGACACCAGAUAGAGGAGGAGCUGGACCGCCGGGCCUUCCAGUCCGUGUUCGAGGUGGUCGCGGCUCCGGGAAACCCAUACCAUCGACUGUUGACUUGUUUGCGGAACGUCCACAAAGUCGCCUCGUGCUGAGUGCCCACGUGGGGCAGCAGCAGAGCCCGGGGGCCUGCCCGCGCCGGCGUGGCUCCACACACGGGCCCCCCUCGAGCGGCCCCGUGGCCGGGCAGGCGGUGUCCGUCUCUGCCCUGUGGCGGAAGGGCCCCCUGGCGGCAGGGCUGCGUGCCGGGAACACGUGCGGCAGCGUGGGGCCGCGCCCGAGUCCUCGCGGGGAGCGGGAGCAGCUGUGCGUCACUAACCCUCUGUGCUGCACUCGUGUCACAUGCCAGCCGCCCAGGUGUCCCCUCCUCCCGCUGCCCGGCCUGCUCGCGGUUGCUCUUGCGUCUGGGACGAAUGUCCUCGGUCCUGCAGGUUGGCUGUCGGCCUCUCUGCUGUCCCAUAGGCAGAAGGUGGCGCCAUCAGGCUUUCGAGAGCGCUCUCCGCGGCUCAGCCGGGGUCGGGCCUCACCGAGCACUGGUGUGUGCGCGGGGGGCGGGGGCUGGGAGCGCGACCCCCGGCGCCGUGCUUCCCUUUCUCUGUCUUCUUCUCAGGAUUGAAAAUGCAAUUAUAUCAGUAAAGAGAUUAAUUUUACGGUA
This is a messenger RNA of Puma concolor (puma), 10016 nucleotides long. RefSeq names its product huntingtin (gene HTT). NCBI's taxonomy places the organism in Eukaryota, Metazoa, Chordata, Mammalia, Carnivora, Felidae. The record is from RefSeq and is a predicted model, not a curated record. Gene Ontology annotation, cellular component: cytoplasm; nucleus. Gene Ontology annotation, biological process: microtubule-based transport.